AUGACUGUGGGCGCGUACAGAAAAAAAAGAACAGGCGGCAGAUCCAGAGACGACAGUACUGUCCUCAACGUUGUAGAUAAAUACAAAUAUGAUGGGACAAUAACCGUUAAUGGCAAUCAACACAAUGAUGACGAUGAGUACAAGUCAACAGUCGUAGCUGUAGGACACACGAAAGCAUUGCAAACAACAACUGCGUAUCGCUUUUGUGUUUGUGUACUGACAAGCAGACAGACUAGUGCAUACACCCCGAAAUGGUAG
Messenger RNA from Loa loa (African eye worm), 258 nucleotides. RefSeq lists its product as hypothetical. The transcript has a single exon. The record is from RefSeq and is a predicted model, not a curated record. The coding region runs from base 1 to 258 and encodes 85 amino acids. Lineage: Eukaryota; Metazoa; Nematoda; Chromadorea; Rhabditida; Onchocercidae.